Messenger RNA from Acanthosepion pharaonis, 1086 nucleotides. Lineage: Eukaryota; Metazoa; Mollusca; Cephalopoda; Sepiida; Sepiidae. The record is from the annotation of a GenBank genome assembly.
AUGACUUUAGACCAAGGACUGCCCAUUGCAAAUAAAUAUAUUAUCUUUCUCCCGUCAAAAUUAAUUUACAUCAUAUCUAUCUAUCUAUCUAUCUAUCUAUCUAUCUAUCUAUCUAUCUAUCACUCUCUCUCUCUCUCUCUCUCUCUCUAUAUAUAUAUAUAUAUAUAUAUAUUUCAGUUUGUUCAUGAUCUAUCUAUCUAUCUAUCUAUCUAUCUAUCUAUCUAUCUAUCUAUCUAUCUAUCACAGUCUUUUCAUAUUUAUCUCUGUUCAUUAUCAGUCUAUCUAUUUAUCUAUCUAUUUUGUUCACGAUCUAUCUAUCUAUCUAUCUAUCUAUCUAUCUAUCUAUCUAUCUAUCUAUCUAUCUCUGUCUGUCUCUUCCUCUCUCUCUCUCUAUAUAUAUAUAUAUAUAUAUAUACACAUCAGUCUGUUCAUGAUCUAUCUAUCUAUCUAUCUAUCUAUCUAUCUAUAGAUUUAUUAAGACCACACCCCAGAAACCCCCACCCUGUUCUUUUGUCCAUCCACCCUCCCAAUCCCCGUUUCCGCUUUACCGCUGACCCUACACCGAAGGGCAGUGGGCCAACUACCGCUUCGCUGGUGACCAAGGCGUACAAUAUUUCCACUACAAAGAUAUGCACCAACACACAAUUAUUUUUUACUCUCUCCUACGAGAGUACAACAUCAGAUUCACAUACGAUGGCCACCAGUUCCAGCCAUCCAGCCAUUUUCUAUCGGGUCACCAGCUCCUGGCAGCCAUCUAGUCAUUCCCCAGCAGGACACCAGCUCCUGGCAACCAUCCAGCCAUACUUUAACUGGCCACCAUCUACAGGCAGCCAACCAGCUAUACUGCAGCAGGCCACCAUCUCCAGCCAUUCAGGCUUUCCCCAGCAGGCCACCAGCUCCUGGCAGCCAUCCAGCCAUACUCUAAGAGGCCACCAUCUACAUGCAGCCAACCAUCUAUACUGCAGCAGGCCACCAGCUCCAGCCAUUCAGGCAUUCUCCAGCGGGACACCAGAUCCAGCCAACCAGUCAAUCUCCAGCGGGCCUCCAGCUAUAGGCAGUCAUCUUCCAGCAAGCCACAAGCUCUAG